This is a messenger RNA of Lonchura striata (white-rumped munia), 4650 nucleotides long. RefSeq names its product 5-hydroxytryptamine receptor 5B. Gene Ontology annotation, cellular component: plasma membrane. Lineage: Eukaryota; Metazoa; Chordata; Aves; Passeriformes; Estrildidae. Gene Ontology annotation, molecular function: G protein-coupled serotonin receptor activity. Gene Ontology annotation, biological process: positive regulation of MAPK cascade; adenylate cyclase-activating adrenergic receptor signaling pathway. The record is from RefSeq and is a predicted model, not a curated record.
GGGGCUGGGAAGGGGCAGCGGGGAGGGGUCGAGCGCUGGUGCCGGGCAUGGCGGAGACUCUGAGCUCCUGCUCCCCACGGGGCCAGUGCCAGCCCAGCGUGGGCGCCAAUGCCUCGUCUGCCGGCGUGGACGCCAACGCCUCCUCCUCGGUGGUGGGCGGCAGCGCGUGGAGGGGCCGGGAGCCCUUCUCCAUCCUCACCGUCCUCAUCCUCACCCUGCUGGUGCUCCUGACCGUGGCCACCUUCCUCUGGAACCUGCUGGUGCUGGCGACCAUCCUGCGAGUGAAGGCCUUCCACCGGGUGCCCCACAACCUGGUGGCCUCCACGGCGGUGUCGGACGUGCUGGUGGCGGCGCUGGUGAUGCCGCUGAGCCUGGUGAAGGAGCUGUCGGCCGGGCGGCGGUGGCGGCUGGGCCGGGAGCUGUGCCUCGUGUGGGUGUGCUUCGACAUGCUGUGCUGCACGGCCAGCAUCUGGAACGUGGCGGCCAUCGCGCUGGACCGCUACUGGUCCAUCACCCGCCAGCUGCGGUACACGCUGCUCGCCCGCCGCCGCGUCUCCAACGCGAUGAUCGCGCUCACCUGGCUGCUGGCCGCGGCCAUCGCCCUCGCCCCGCUGCUGGGCUGGGGGGAGACCUACAGCCCCGAGCAGCAGCGCUGCCAGCUCCGCCAGGAGCCGUCCUCCACCAUCGUCUCCACGGGCGGGGCGUUCUACCUGCCCCUCUGCGUGGUGCUCUUCGUCUACUGGAAGAUCUACAAGGCGUCCAGGUGGCACAUGGGGGCCCGCAGGAGGAACGCCGUGCUGGCCCUGCCCGAGGCUGCCCAGGUGAAGGAAGCUUCGCAGGAACCACAGAUGGUGUUUACAGCUCGUCGUGCAGCUAUCACUUUCCAGACAGAUGGAGAAACAUGGAGAGAACAGAAAGAGAAAAAGGCAGCUCUGAUGGUUGGCAUCUUAAUUGGAGUUUUUGUACUGUGCUGGAUCCCUUUCUUCAUCACAGAAUUAAUAAGUCCCCUCUGUUCCUGCAACAUCCCGCCCAUCUGGAAAAGCAUCUUUCUUUGGCUUGGCUACUCAAAUUCUUUCUUUAAUCCUCUCAUUUAUACAGCAUUUAACAAAAAUUACAAUAAUGCCUUCAAGAACCUUUUUGUAAAGCAAAGAUAAAAGGGGACACAGAGGAGAAAAUUAUUAUUGCAUAAUAGGAAAUAGGCCUGUGCUACGUACAGUUUUCAUGCACGAGACCUACUCGAGCGGAUUUAGGAGCAGUGAAAAAGAAGAUGGAAGAUGUCUGGAUAUAAACCUACUGGAGAGUUUACAGUUCUCCUUUAGAAAUACAGAUGUGCUACGCCGGUGUUUGGCAAAGAAGGUGGAAGCAGGGAAUGCCUCCUGUCUGCUGUUCAGUCACCACGGGCUGAGGGCUGCCGGCCGUGUGCCCGGGGCCGCGGUGCCACCCCAGCACGGCUGAUCCCGGCCCUGCUGGAGCUCUCCUCAUCAGCAAAGGCACCGCUGGGAGCUGCUAAUUGAGCAAUACUGACGUGCUUGUGAUACGGGCAGGAUUUAUUUGGAAGGGAAUAAACAUGCUGCAGUCAAUCAGUCCUUGAGUUGAUGUGAAAUUAAAGUGGAUGACCAAGCAGCUCAGAAACACACCCUGCCAGGACUGAGGGGCUGUGUGCUCUGCAAGCAGCAGGGCUUGAUGGGCAGGCUUGGUCACAAAGGGGUCAGCUGUGUCCCCUGGGGUUAAGUGAACCUUAAGAGGCAAGUAUAGAAUUAUUCAGAGCCCCUGAGAAUGUGUUCUCAGUGCUGCCACAGGAGGAUCUAGUAAGGACUUUUCACUUGUGUUAUCCUCUCAGUCUGCCAGGCUCUGGCUCUCCCUGUUCUAUGAAACCCAGAUGAGCUCUAGACACCAACACCUCCAAGUGAAGGGGGACUGUGUGCAUGGUUAUUUCAUGCUACCAUAAAAAUGAGCAGGCAUAAGUGUGACGAACACCAAACAGGAUGUUCAGUCAAACCAGGUGUGCUGGCUGCAGCGUGUGGCUGCUUGGCAGUGGUAGGUGAGUGCCUGCACUGUGUCUGGGGCCCUUGAACCAUAAAUGUGCUCAUCACCCAACCUGGGUGAAGUCCUUCUAGUGUAACAAAGGUCUUGAUGCCAUCAGGUCUAAGUGACUCCCCAGAACCCAAAGAACUCAAACCCAAGCCUUAAAUAAUUUUCCCAAGAUCUUCCAAACAUCCCUGACCCAACAAUAUAUACAUAAAUAAUCUGUUUCCUUUCCUUGCAUACUGCCAAGUCCAUCUUGCUCCAUAUUUGUUUUUCUGGUGGGUUUUACUUCCUCCUCUGCUCUGAGUGGGAGAGCUGACAGCUGAGUAUUUCUAGCAUGGCAGCUUUUUCCUGACACAGUCCCAGGAAGCUGCAUGUCAGGAGCACAGUGUAUGGUGAGGUCAGGCAGUGCUGUACCUCACACCUGCAGUGCUGUGACAGUCCAGUGUGACUUACUGUGCCCACAGCCACCUGUGUGUCUUGCAUUCCUGCAGAGGAGGCUUCCCUCAAUUUCAGUGGGAAUUCAGAAGUUUUAAUAACCUAGAAUUUCAAAGAGUUGUUAGGCAGUGACUCAGACUUAAAUGCUGAUUUAAAUAACUUUCCCUUGUGACUCUCAACUUGCCUGCAUACGGAAUAGCUACCACUCAAACCAGGUUUUGGAGGCUUAAUUAAACCAGAAGGAAGGCACAUAUGUAGGAGACUAAAUGUUACUAAAAUCCGCAGCCUCAUUCAGAACCACUGACAAAUUUUUCAAGUCAAUUCAUUUUUUUCAUGUAAGAUAGUCACCGCUGUAAAACCUUUAAAAUCCAAACAGAUGACAUGGAAGAAGGAAAUGCAGAGGUUGUCUUGAGCUGGUGUUGAAAAGCAUGCAAAUCUGCAUGUGGCACCCCUGAAGUUUCUAAUAAUUGUGGUUUGGACAAAUUUUAGUGCCUGUACUCCCUCAGCCUGCUAAGCCAAGCCAUUACUCUCACACAAAUCCAAGGCCAAUGCUGGUGCCCAUCCCGGUCUGGCUGCAGGAGCUGCAGUGAUCUCCAGCUGCACAUUCCAACUGACUGGAGCAGCACCUGGCUAUGCAGGCACCUUCUGCCAUGGCUUGGCCUCUGAAACCUGGGAGAACACCACAGAGCUGCAAGGCCCCUGUGCAGUUCCUGCAGCUGCACACGUGCAGGGCAGCACUGCAGACACCGACGUGCAGCAGAGUGCCUUCAGCAAGCGGGAGAGCAGCAGCAGGGCACUGACACAGCUCUCCUCCUCCUCAAGGAUGAAUUUAGCUCCCUUAGGAGGCGAGGCUGGGCCUCUGGAAUUUUGUUGUGAGGAGUUCUGAAGAGAAGCAGCCAGAGCUCUGCCCACCCAAGGAUCUGUGCCAGCAGCGAGUGUUACAGUGACGGGCUCACACAGCGGCCCCGUGUGUGCCCAGAGGCAACGAGAGGCAAGCAGAGCUUUCAUUUCAUUGCAGUGGCUUUAGGAAGCUCUCAACAAAAUCAGCUUCCCACUCCAGCUCUAAAUGCAGACUGCAUUUAGAAGAGUGGCAGCACAGGUUCUGGUUUUUAACAGCUCACUGUGGGGCAAAGAAAAUAGGUUAUCAGUGGUUGUUGCCUAACCUGCUGGAUGCUCCUAUAUGAACUAAGAUUAAUGACACAGUAUCUUGACUGUCUAACAGGAAAAAAAAAACUAUUCUAAAGGGACAUCAUUUAGCACAGCUUAGAUGUUAUGUAUUUAUUUCCCCAACAGAAGCUGCCAAUUUGGAGUACACCAAUCAUCUCUGCUUGUAAGCAGUAGACUACUAGUUUUAAACUUUAUUUCCUGACACUGAAUUCGCUCCUAAAAAAAUUUACUGAAGCCUAUUGCUCAGCAGAAGGACAUUGUUGCAUCCUGCAGCAGCUGUGCUGUGCAGAAAUGAAAGGGCCUUGGAAGAUGAGUGUGAGCAGACAAUGCUAAUAACCCUAAUAAAAAAAUUAGGUUUUGCUGCAAGUCCCAUAAAUGUUACUUUACAAGCCUUAUAAGGUAACACCAAAUGAGUUCAGGGCAAGACCUUUCCCUUUCAACAAGGAAAUCCAGCAAUACUGAAGAAAAAUUUUGAGAAAGUCUCAGUUCCUCACUUGAAACCACCCAAGAUGCAGAAUUAAGACAGGUUUUCCUUGCUUGUUGGUUUCUCCCCAGGUAUAAGGAGAAAUGGCACCCAGCGCACAGAGCCUGUGCCAGAAAGCAAGGAACAGCUGAUGGAACUGUUUUCACACCCUCACCAGCCUCCUUCUUCUCCUUUUCACAUGGGGCUCACACCAAAGGUAGUGGCCAUCUGCCCUGGGCUCCAUCUACAGCAGUCAGUUAUGGUCUGGACUCUAAUUUACCCUUUGUGAGCAACAACUGCAUUCUACAAACCUCAGAUUCAUAUCUUAGUCAAAAUCACAAGCUCCUAGUCAGAGCACUGGAUCUCACAUUUUUAUAUUUCUUCUGGAAAUUUCCAGAUUACUGUGCUUGUAGCAGGUAAGCAUAAAUUUUAACAUUAUACUGAACAAAUAAUGACAUCAUUAUUCUUACAUGCAAGUUCAUUAUUUAUUCUACCUAGGAAAUUUUGCUUGAUGCUAAAAAGCAAUUGUGAUUAAAAUGAUAAAUCCCAAACUGAAA